Molecule: messenger RNA, 622 nt
Organism: Maniola jurtina (meadow brown)
Lineage: Eukaryota; Metazoa; Arthropoda; Insecta; Lepidoptera; Nymphalidae
Gene: Mif
Product: macrophage migration inhibitory factor-like
Exons: 3
Coding region: 167-526 (119 amino acids)
Molecular function (GO): phenylpyruvate tautomerase activity; cytokine activity
Source: RefSeq, a predicted model, not a curated record
CACAGACCACGAAUCCGGAGAGUUUGUGAGUUUGACUGACCGGCCGGCAGGGAAACUUUAUUUUACUUUUCCUCUUGUUUGCCUGUUGCCAACUAUUUUUACAAAUUUUAAAAGUGCAUGAAGUAAUUUUUUCUGUUUUUGAAACUUUAAACCAAGGACACAAGAAAUGCCUCAUUUUAGAAUUGAAACUAAUGUGCCCAAAGCCAAGAUUCCUCAUGAUUUUGUAACUAAAGCUGUACCAGUAUUGGCCAAAGCACUAGGGAAACCAGAGCAGUACUGUGUGGUAUCUGUUAUCCCAGAUAUACCAAUGAGUUUCGGUGGAACCACUGAUCCUUGCGCUAUUGCCAAUCUCAUGUCAAUUGGUGCACUUGGAGUGGAGCAGAACAAAAAGCAUGCAAAAGUACUUUUUGAACUUGUGGAGAAAGAAUUGGGUGUUGCACAAGAUAGGAUGUAUAUAACAUUUCAAGAUGAACCUACGGGCAAUGUUGGCUUCAAGGGAACUACCUUCCAUGCUAUCUUUGGUUAAAUGUAUUAUGCAUUUAUUUUUGUAUUAUUUCCUUAGCUCUUUGAUCAUAGAUAUAUACACCUAAGUACCUAGUAGAAUAUAUAUUAUGUUCCUUUA